Molecule: messenger RNA, 1020 nt
Organism: Centruroides sculpturatus (bark scorpion)
Lineage: Eukaryota; Metazoa; Arthropoda; Arachnida; Scorpiones; Buthidae
Product: glutamate receptor ionotropic, delta-2-like
Exons: 6
Coding region: 1-1020 (339 amino acids)
Cellular component (GO): membrane
Molecular function (GO): ligand-gated monoatomic ion channel activity
Source: RefSeq, a predicted model, not a curated record
AUGGCUGCAAAAAUAGUAUAUAAGGAUGCCGAUAUGGCCUUCAUUGGUUUAAUCCUCAACCUUGACCGUUUUGCAGCAAUGGAAUUUACAUCUCCAUUAACCUUUCAGCAAGUUGUGUUUGUCAUCAAGGCUCCAGAAAAAAUUCCAAAUUGGAUUUCCAUAAUAAAACCUUUUGGUUUGGAAAUGUGGAUGACGAUUCUCCUUACAGUAUCAAUAUAUGGAUUAAUAUUGCAUAAAAUAAUCGAAAGUGAUUUCAUGGCUGAAGAAGUGGGAAUAUUCUGGCCACGAUAUCGUGUUUUCUGGAAUGUAUUUUGCACGUUUGUUUACCAAGGAAGUAACUUGGAUAACGUGAAAAGAUUCAAAUCCAGAUUGCUCGUGUCAAUAUGGUUGCUAUCAGUUGUAGUAUUAAUGGGUAGUUACAGUGGAGCUUUAAUGUCUUUCAUGACCUAUCCUUUAACCGAAUCUGUUCCAAAAACUUUUGACGAACUAGCCAUUGCUGUCAGAAAUGGUGAAUAUUCUUGUUGUAUGAGAGGAUAUAACGCUAUAUGGAGUUACAUUAAGAAUUCCAACAACAGAAGAGAUAAAAUUUAUAAAGAUCACAUGAUACGUCACAAUCACUUUUUCUCUUCUUGGACAGCAAUUGAAAAAGUUGAAAAAGAACGUUUUGCAUUCAUAACGACUGAUUAUUACACAAGUAAACUGAUACCAAAAGAAUCAAACGCAUAUAGAAUUUCUGCAGAUAUUCUCGUCACAUUUGUUCAGUCUUAUGCUGUAAGAAAGGGAUUUCCGUUUAAGAAGAAAUUAAGUAAAACAAUAAUACAUUUAUUUGAAGCGGGAAUCACCGAGAGAAAAGAUUACGCAGAAACAUCAAAGCUGCUGGAGUAUUCAGAAUUCCAAGCAUUACAACUGGACGACAUCAUUAGUCCAAUGAUAUUGCUCUCGAUUGGAUUUGUUCUAGCAUUAAUGUGUUUAUUUGUAGAAUUAUUCUACAAAAGAAUAAUUGGAAAUCAAAACCUGUAA